AUGAGCUCAAGAAAUUCCCAAUGUCAGAAAUCGAGUUCUUUUUACCGCAGUUAUGGUAAAGCAUUAGUAUUUAACGGAAAGCAAGAUGAGAAUGAUAAAGUCACUAUCCCAGGCACUGGCACACGAGAAAUGUUUCCACGACAAGUUCGUGAGAAUACUUUCCCUGCUCUUGUUGGAAUUGGUGCGAUGCUUGCUGGUAUCGCUGCACCAAUGCUAACAAAGAGUGCUGGCCAAAUUGCUAUAGCACAAGGAAGACGAGCAAGAACUUUUAGUAACGUUGCAGGUGGGAUUGUUAGGAGACGUACUUAUUCUGGAAAUGUCCGAACUCCUAAACAAUCCGAAUUUCCAAAUGACAAUAUGUCAAAUGAGGAUUCCAUUCAACUUUUGAAUGAUGAUUCAACAAUAUCGAAAAAUAAAGAUAAAAAAUUAAAUGAAGAUUUGUGUUACAAUAACAAAAGCAAUGAGUCACAAGAAAUCCGGAUUGACUCAGCAUCAUCAACAAAAGAUGUACUUGUGGCUGAGGACAACAAAGAUAAGGUGCAUGUAAUUAAAGAUGAACAAGACGUCUCUAAGAUUAAUGGACAAUCCAAACCAAAAUUUAUCAAAGGUCAUAAGAAAAGUUUAUCGCGAUCAGCUUCUUCAUCUCUUCCACACAGACAUAAUGGACUGAGUAGUGCUAUGUUUACAUCUCCAUCACUUGAUGAUUUGCAAAAAGGAAGUGCUUAUUCAGUGAAGCAAUAUUCAAAACCUCGACCACAAUCUGCUGAUUAUCCGCUAUCUAGUGUUGAGCAGGAUGGUUAUUAUGACGACGACGAAAUAGAACUUUUAGAUCAUACUUUAUUAGAUGAACUGGAAGAUUAUAGUCCUGAACGGCGAAGGCGUCUUCUCAAGGGAAAUUAUUUCCAAUCUGAACCGCAAUUCCUAUUAGCACUUCAAGAUAUUUCAACAAGAUUAAUUAUUGUUCCGCGAGAAGCAAGACAAAGCGCUUUAAGGGCUGAAUUGACAUUAUUAAAUCAUAAUUUACCAGCAGAAAUCUGCAUGCCAUUAUGGUGUCCUGCAACUGCCGAGAAUCCAUGUCAUCAUCGUGUAGUCAGGAUAUCGCCAACUGACGCAGUGGUGUUAAAUUCAGCUGAACGGGUACCUUAUUUAUUAAUGGUAGAAGUCCUUGAAGGGGAAACGAAUUUUGAUAUGUCCAGGAUGCAAGCUCAAAAAUCAUUAAACCGUUUACUUCAUGAUGAAAAAAAACGGAAAAAAGGUUCUACUGAUACGUCAAUAUCAACAGAUACACCAAAAAAUAAGGACAAUAUAAAUAAAUUAACUAUAGAACAUUCUGAGGAAUCUACAGAUAGCCUUGGUAGUGUAAAUAAACAAGACACGGAACGUUCUCAUAAUAAAUUAAAAGAUACAUCAGAUGCAAAUGAUAACAUUGGCGAAAAACUCAUAGACAGUGAAUGCAAUUCCACAAAUAAAAGUGAUAGCAUCAAAACUGAUGAUAUCGGAGAGCGACAAUCAUCCCCAUUAAUUACUCAAAUAUCUGCACCGCCACGUAGUGCACAACCCUUGAUAAUUGAGCCUUAUACACAAACAAUUGAUACUUUAUCACAAUCGAAAAAUGUAUCAUCUGUUCCAUACACCCUUACCACUCCAACUCUACCAGAAUCAAAUAGCCAAUAUUUCAAGCAAGUUAUUAAUCGUCGACAGUCCAAUUCAGCAGAUGAGUUUGCUGAAAGAAUGCGUACAGCUGCAGUCAUGCUUGCACAAUUGAAUGCAGCGCAACAAGUGCGCACAUCUUCCGCUGGUGAAACAAUACAAAGGACUAGGGCUGAUACUGAGGCAAUAAAGAAAAAAAUAAUUAGUGAGAUGAUGUAUUUAGAGGAACAAAGAAUGUUAAAAAUGACAACCCAGGGUGUUACCAGUGUAGUCGGUAACGGUGGCGAAGGUGGAGGUGGUGAAAUGUUGGAAGACGAAAAACACGUACUGAUAGCCUUCAAUAAAGAUGAUCCAAGUGCUGCCGUGUUUAGUGAAGAUUGGGAAACGAAACAGGAGCGCAUUCGUAAAUCUUCUCCUUUUGGAUAUCUUUCAAAUUGGCGUUUAUUGUCAGUCAUUGUAAAAACUGGCGCCGACUUGCGUCAAGAACAAUUGGCGUGCCAACUAAUCCGAGAAAUGCAGAGAAUAUGGCAAAAUGCUGGAAUUAACACAUAUGGUGAUGUUUCAUCAGAAUCAUUCUUACGUGCUCAAGAUAAUUUUAUGAGAAGCUUGGCAGCUUAUUCUCUUGUUUGUUACAUUUUGCAAGUGAAGGAUCGGUAA
Messenger RNA from Racocetra fulgida, 2307 nucleotides. The record is from the annotation of a GenBank genome assembly. NCBI's taxonomy places the organism in Eukaryota, Fungi, Glomeromycota, Glomeromycetes, Diversisporales, Gigasporaceae.